UUAACACGCCCAUCUCAUGGCCUUGGCUCACAUACAUCUGACCAUGGCUAGUAGUACUAGAGCUGUUAGCAUUGGUUUCUUAGUGUUGUUGGGUGCUGUUUGCAUAUGUUCUGCAGCUAGAACCCUUCUCACAUCUGAAGGAGGAGCUGGCUAUGGUCUAGGCCAUGGUGCCGGCGGAGGGGCUAGUUAUGCUGCUGCAGGCGCUUCUGUCGUUGUGGGUGGUUCUGGCGGUGACAGUGGCGGAGGCUCUGGUGGCAGAUAUGCUGGAGGCAAAUUUGGUGCAGUAUGUGAGCAUGGAGCUGGAUAUGGAGGCAGCAGCGGCGGUGGAAGUGGCGCUGGCUACGGUGCCGGAGGUGAAAAGGGUGGUGGGUAUGGUGGUGGCGGCGGUAGUGGGGGAGGUACGGGCGGAGAGAAAGGCAGUGGCUAUGGAAGUGGUUUCGGUGCUGGGUAUGGCGCUGGUGGUGAGCAUGGCGGUGGCGGCGGUGGCGGUGGCGGCGGCGGCGGCGGCGGCAGCGGCGGUUCUGGGUAUGGUGCUGGUUAUGGUUAUGGUUCUGGUGGGGGUUCUGGUGCAGGCGGUGGGUACGGCGCUGGGGGCGGUGGAGCGAGUGGUGCUGGCGGGAGUGGGGGCGGUGGUGGUGCCGGGUAUGGUGCAGGAGGAGAGCAUGGAAGCGGGUACGGCAGUGGUGGUGGGGCCGGCUACGGUGCAGGUGGGGAGAAAGGUACUGGCCAUAGUUACGGUGCUGCGGGGUGUGGUAGUGAGGAGGGCUCCGGUGGCGGGUCUGUUAAUGGCGAGGGCUCCAAUUCAAAAAUUACGUGGUUAGCCUAA
Molecule: messenger RNA, 826 nt
Organism: Magnolia sinica
Lineage: Eukaryota; Viridiplantae; Streptophyta; Magnoliopsida; Magnoliales; Magnoliaceae
Product: glycine-rich cell wall structural protein 1.8-like
Exons: 2
Coding region: 17-826 (269 amino acids)
Source: RefSeq, a predicted model, not a curated record